CCUUCAAAAAUAAUGAUGGCAGUUUCUUCUCCUUUGUUUUCUAACUUUGGCGUGUGUUUGGCAGAUCCCAAAAACCAAGAAGUAAACACUAUAGAAGCUCCAGUUUCAAGAGGUAUUAAUAUUAUUCCUGUUCAUUAUUCAUCAUCUCAGCCAAGUAUCGUACACAGUGAAUUCAAGAAUUUUGAUCGUGAUCAUUUAGAUGGAACGGUGAAGAAGCUUAAUCACAAUGCAAGUGAACGUGAUCGCAGAAAAGUUUUUAAUAGCUUGUGUUCUUCUCUUCGUUCUUUGCUUCCAGCUACUGAUCAUACGAAAAAAUUAAGCUUUCCAGCCACAGUAGCAAGAGUGAUAAAGUACAUACCAGAUUUAAAGAAAGACGUGGAAAGAUUGACACAGAAGAAAGAAGAUCUCACAUUAAGAUCUAUCCCUAAGAAAGAAUAUUCUGCUGAUUUUAAUAAGCAAACAAUAAGAGGAGGAAUUCAGAGUUCUUUAUCAGUUAUCUCAGCAAAUCAAGUGGGAAAUAGAGAAGUCAUAAUUCAUAUAUCUAUUUUGAAGAUCAAUAAGAGUUCGUUUGCUGAAGCUGUAUCAGAAUUAGAGGACGAAGGACUUCUCCUACUAAAUGCAUCUUCUUUUGAAACUUUGGGAGAUAGAGUUUUCUACAAUUUGCAUUUUCAGGCACAAGGAACUUUACCAAUUAACGUUCAAAUAUUAAGAGACAAGCUCUUAUCGUAUUAUGAGAAGGAAGACAAGUUAUUACCACCUUGGAUUUCUGGCUUCUUCACUACUUAGAAGCUUCAUAUAUUGCGAACACAUUUUUUUUAUUUACGCUGUCAUAUAUGGUGAACAUCAUAGUAUAUGUUCAAGAAACUGGUGACGAGUGCAGAAUGUUUGAUAAAAAUAAACUCCUACCGCAUCCUAAAUAGUAUAAGGAUCGAUUUGACGAUCUUUUUGAUAAUAUAUAUGAAUAAAUAAUAGUCAUAGUUUAAAUACUUUUCGAAUUUCAAGGAUUGGAAUUGUUUUUCUUGGACGAAGUUAUUUCAUGUCCC
Molecule: messenger RNA, 1043 nt
Organism: Nicotiana tabacum (common tobacco)
Lineage: Eukaryota; Viridiplantae; Streptophyta; Magnoliopsida; Solanales; Solanaceae
Product: transcription factor ORG2-like
Biological process (GO): regulation of transcription by RNA polymerase II
Cellular component (GO): RNA polymerase II transcription regulator complex
Molecular function (GO): RNA polymerase II transcription regulatory region sequence-specific DNA binding; DNA-binding transcription factor activity, RNA polymerase II-specific; protein dimerization activity
Source: RefSeq, a predicted model, not a curated record